AUGGAACAACCACCUAUCCGGACCGGCGGCAGAUCUGCAAGCACAAAGAAUACUAACAACGCCCAGGUUUUAGUUCAAGACUUGUUGCACCCAAACCCAGCCUCUGAGGCCCAAAAGCACAAAUUGAAGACCUUGGUCCAAUCGCCAAGAUCGUACUUCAUGGACGUCAAGUGUCAAGGCUGCUUGAACAUCACCACCGUCUUCUCCCACGCACAAACCGCCGUCACCUGUGACAACUGCGCCACUGUGUUGUGUACCCCUACCGGUGGUAAGGCCAAGUUGACCGAGGGCUGCUCUUUCAGAAAAAAGUAA
Metschnikowia bicuspidata var. bicuspidata NRRL YB-4993 is the source of this 312-nucleotide messenger RNA. RefSeq names its product 40S ribosomal eS27 domain-containing protein (gene RPS27). Lineage: Eukaryota; Fungi; Ascomycota; Pichiomycetes; Serinales; Metschnikowiaceae. Gene Ontology annotation, cellular component: cytosolic small ribosomal subunit; ribosome. Bases 1 to 312 code for a protein of 103 amino acids. Gene Ontology annotation, molecular function: structural constituent of ribosome; RNA binding. The record is from RefSeq and is a predicted model, not a curated record. The transcript has a single exon. Gene Ontology annotation, biological process: ribosomal small subunit assembly; translation.